CUUAGAAAAAAACAGUAAGAAAUGCAAACACAUGUAAUGAAUUGGCGUUGUGUAGAUUGAAAAAAAUGAAAUAUCAUUAAAAUAUGAGGAGUUGAAUAUGUGAAUUUAAUGACCGAAUGAUUUCUUUUUUUUGUUGAAGAUCAAAGAUGUAUGCAACUCAUUUGCAUUUGACUAGCGUCAAACAGUAUCAAUUAAAAGUCAACUUUCAAUUGUUUCAUGUUUGUUUUAAAAUUAUCAAAGCAACUGUUUUUUUAUAGUAUGGUAAUAUUACUCUGUCAACGAACUUUAUUUUAAAAAUUACCAACUGUUUCUUGGAAAUGGCUAAAAUGUUUGAAAUAAAAUUAUUAUUAUAACCCUGACCUUUGGCCGAUUGAGGAAAAAAGCGCCGCUAACGGCUCAAUACAUUUUCGUUCAAUCAAUUGUUUACUGUAACACUUUAAACUAUCGAAACAAAAGUAAGCAUUUAUAUGGUAUUUGCGCCAGCCGUUUAAUCAGCUAACCAAUAUGAGUGCAGCUAUAGUAUUUCACAUGAAAGUGAGUACCAGUUCACUUAAAUGUGCUACAUAUUACAUAGUAACCCAAUGUUCCGUCCGCAAUCAAAGCGGAACCGGCAAGAAAUCGAUGGUGGAAACGGUGUGAAAUAAGUGAGAGUCAAGGUCUAAGAAUAGAUUUUUGCGCACUUGUAAUAAUAUCCAAAGAACAAUAUCAUUUUCUGUGACCUCUACUUCUACAAAAAUUUGGAAAUGACAUUUUUUUUCUUUGAUGAAAUGAAUACGAGUAUUUACGUGUGAAUGGGUCGUAAAUCUUCCGGUUCCAAAGAGCAUUUGUUUAAUUUCAUGUUAGAGCAAAUAGUACAAUUUAGAUUGAAUGUGUCAUCAUAAUAGGCUUGUUUACGACAGAAAAAAAGAGAUAUUUGUAACUGAAUAAACAGCGGAUAAAAACAAUCAACUGUUUUAUCUGGCAAAAUAAUGAUUGGCGGACAUUUAAUGUAGAACGGUUAGCGAGAAAAUGAUGUUUUAAUGGUUUGGUUUAGUUUGCUGAUAUAUUCAAACAUAACUCGCAUGGGAAUGACUUGUGUGUUUUUCGAUUCUCUUUCGCUCUCACUCUCACUCUCUGCAACGCGACAACUAUGAGAGAGUGAAGUCAUGUGGUCUCGUAUGGUUAAUGCUGCGAAUAUACCAUUACAUAAUAACAUUAUGAGCAAGUAAAUGGUGAUAGCGGCGACGACGAAGAGCAACAACACGAACGCAGUAGGCAUAAAAAUCGUUGGAGCUUAACGUCAUCGUAUCAUACGGCAUCAACAUCAAUUGACACUAAUGAUUGUAAAGAACCAUUGAAUUUGGAGAGUACGGGCACUGAUAACAUCAUCGAUAUGGGUACGAAUGCCGCACCGCCAAUGUAUGAAGAUCGAAAAAUGGCCAACAAUUUCGAUAAAUUCCGAUUAUUGAUGUGGAAAAAUUUUCUACUUCAAUAUCGCCAUAAAAUUCAAACAGCCGCCGAAAUUAUGGUGCCGGUUCUAUUCAGCGUGAUUCUCAUCUUGAUUCGAAGCAUCGUCGAUCCAGAUAUAUACCCAAAUAAUACCAUAUACAAUUCAUUUGACAUCAGUGAUCUUCGACCGCUUCGCAAUGGAUCCAAUUAUUCAUUCGAAUUCAAAUUUUUGCUAAGUGAGGAAGAUGUUGAUCGUUUUGACCUUCACGUCAAAGAAUGGGCUUUGGUCUACUCACCGGUUAAUAAAGAGCUAGCGGAAUUAAUGAACGAAACGGCCAGAUUACUAAAACUGGAAAAUGGCACGGUGGCGGUGAACACUAGAGCAGAAAUAGAGUCGGUAAUGUUCAAUCGUGAACUUGUGGCUGGACUUGAAUUUGAUUUGCCAGCGAAUGACUCCAACCUCCCCCUUCCUAAGAAGCUAUCAUACAAACUACGAUUCCCGAGUGAAAGUCGAACUCCCAGAGUGGCCGAGCCGUUGAUAUUCAAUUGGCAUACGAACCUAUUAUAUCCACUGUUUUCGACGGGAGGCCCACGUACAAAAGAUGAAGACUACGGCGGAAUGCCAUUUUAUUAUCAAGAAGGUUUUCUACCCGUACAAGAUGCUAUUGCUCGUUCUUUCAAAAAAUUAAAAUGUAGCGAUGCAACUUGUGAGAACACUACAUUGCCCAAGAUUAGAAUGCAACGCUAUCCAUAUCCACCGUACAUAUUUGAUGUACUUUUGCAAGGUCUAGAAACAAUUGUCUCAUUCUUUAUUCUGCUAAGUUUCAUCUAUCCCACCAUAAAUACCGUUCGUUUCAUUGCAAUCGAAAAGGAAAGGCAACUGAAAGAAGCCAUGAAAAUUAUGGGCCUGCCGAGUUGGUUGCAUUGGACCAGCUGGUUUGUGCGUACAAUGGUGUUUAUGGUCGUUUCGAUUUCUUUCAUCGUGGCUCUACUGAAGGUGCCAGUGUUUGAUUCCUCCGUGGCAGUGUUCACACACUCCGAUUGGACGGCAAUUUGGGUGUUUUUGUUCGUGUACAGUAUUUCAAUGACAACGUUUUGCUUCAUGUUAAGUGUGUUCUUUUCGAAAGCGAACACAGCAGCGGCUGUCGCUGGUCUUGUGUGGUUCAUACUAUAUGUCCCAUUCUCGUUCACUCAACAAAAUUAUGUGCAAUUAUCACUUCGAUCCAAAUUGAUUGCUUGCAUUUCAUCGAACACUGCCAUGGCUUACGGCUUUCAAUUGAUCUUGCGGUUUGAAGGUACAGGCGAAGGAUUGCAAUGGUCAAAUUUCUGGAGGCCGGUUUCAGUGGACGAUAGUCUAACGGUUGGCAUAACUAUGUGUUUUAUGUUGGGCACAUCGCUGAUUUAUCUUCUGAUCACACUGUACGUGGAAAAAGUGUUACCCGGCAACUAUGGCGUGCCUGAGAAAUGGUAUUUCCCUUUCACGGCUAAGUUUUGGUUUGGUACUCCUGAAUUUAGUGGCGUUGAAGAUAGCUCAGAAUCAAGCAAUGAAUCGAACCCUGAUUUCAUUCGACUUAAUUUCGAACCAGACCCUAAACAUCGUCAUGCGGGAGUGAAAGUGAAAAAUCUUCGUAAAGUUUAUUCGAAUAGAAAAGUGGCUUGCAAAGGGCUGACUCUUAACAUGUUCGACGAUCAAAUUACCGUCUUACUUGGUCAUAACGGUGCUGGAAAAACAACGACGAUGUCAAUGUUGACCGGAAUGUUUCCUCCAACAUCAGGAACGGCCAUUAUAAAUGGACACGAUAUUCGAACAAAUAUACAGAAAGCCAGAAGCUCACUUGGAUACUGUCCUCAACACAAUAUUCUCUUCGAUGAAUUAACAGUGCGUGAACACAUUGAAUUUUAUGGCCGAUUGAAAGGUUUAAGCCAAGCAGAUGUACAAGACGAAGUGACCAAAUAUGUGCAACUAUUAGAAUUAGAGCCAAAAAUUGAUGCUAUGUCCGCAUCACUAUCGGGUGGUAUGCAACGAAAAUUGUCGGUUGGCGUUGCUCUAUGCGGACGAUCACGAGUGGUUUUCUGUGAUGAACCGACCAGUGGCAUGGAUCCAGCGGCAAGACGAGCACUAUGGGAUUUAUUGCAAAAUGAAAAGAAAGGACGAACAAUACUUUUGACCACGCAUUUCAUGGAUGAAGCAGACGUACUUGGCGAUCGGAUCGCUAUUAUGGCUGAAAGUGAAUUGAAAUGUUGCGGCACAUCAUUUUUCUUGAAAAAACGCUUUGGCACCGGUUAUCGCUUAGUUUGUGUUAAAAAUGGUGAUUGUAAUGCAAAUGCGGUGACAAAUUUGCUACGCGAAUACAUUCCGGGAAUUGAAGUGCAAGAAGAUAUUGCAAGUGAACUAGCCUAUGCUUUGCCCGAUGAAUAUGUAGAUAAGUUCGAAAGAAUGUUUGAAAAACUUGAAAAUAAUCAAACGGAUUUGAAGCUCGGCAGUUUUGGUGUUUCAUUGACUACGCUAGAAGAAGUGUUCCUUAAAGUUGGUGCUGACUCGAAUUUGGACAAAAUGCCAAACGGUAAUCCGUUGCAAAAUGGAGAAAUGAAUGGAAAUUACAAAAUAAACCGCGAUAGUGAUAGUGCCAUAACGAAUAUUGAACUGUCAAAUGAAAUUGUACCAACAAUGCGUGGACUUGGUUUGCGUGUAAAUCAAUGGAUGGCAAUGUUCAAAAAACGUUACAAUUGUUGGAUUCGCAGUUGGGUUUUGUUUUUUUUACAAAAUCUCAUUCCAGUUGUUUUCAUUGUAAUUAGCGUUUUUGUUGUUCACAUGAUGGCCGAAAAUAAUACAUUACCCAAUUUGGAAAUUACACUGAAUCGAUACGAAAAAACGGUUACCAUGCUCCAAAUGCCUACGGAAUUUGAUGAUCCACAACUUCAAAGAAUUUUCGAGAAGUAUCGCACGUACAUUCAAAAUCAAGGUGAAGACAAUCGAUUGGAUGAAUUUAACGAAGACAUUCAAGAGCAUUUCUUGAAGCUGGCAAAAUCGAUUCUGGUCCGUUUGAAUUCGCAAUAUUUGGCUGGAAUGUCAAUCAACAAUAACAGUGACAUAAUUGGUUGGUUUAAUAAUCAGCCAUUCCACACAACGGCGCUGUCAAUCAAUUUAAUCCAUAAUGCGAUGAUCAAAACAACUCUCGGUGAUGACUACAGCAUUGAAGUGACCAAUUCACCACUACCAUUCCGCGUCGAAUCGACAAUGUCCAUGUUAAUGUCGGGACAAAAUAUGGGUUUUCAAUUGGCAUCGAAUAUCUCCUUUGCCAUGGCAUUCGUAUCGUCAUUUUAUCUAAUGUUCUAUAUCAAAGAAAGAGUUUCAAAAGCCAAACUCUUGCAGUUUGUCAGUGGUUUGAACGUGUCAACAUUUUGGAUAACUUCAUUUAUAUUCGAUUUUGCGACAUAUAUUUUGACGGCUUUGAUGAUUAUACUCACGUUAGCGGUAUUCCAAGAGGACGGCUGGGCAACAAUAAGCGAAUUAACGCCAGCAUUCCUUUCACUCAUCCUUUUUGGAUUCUCGAUGUUACCAAUGACUUUUGUCUCAUCACUUUUAUUCUCAAUACCUUCUACGGGCUUUGUAAGGAUGACCAUAUUUUUCAUAUUCACAGGAAUCACGGUAUUCUUUGUGAUACUAGCAAUGUCGUUUCCAGCUUUUAAUUUAGCGAAUACAGCAAACAUGCUCAAAUGGUUUUUCCUCGUUUUCCCACACUAUUCACUGAGCAGUAUUCUGAAUAACUUGAACCAAAUGCGUACAAUGGAUCGAAUUUGCGAACAAAGAUGCAAUUCGUUUCCCAUAUGCAACCGGAAGAUUCUGUGUGCACUAGUCAAAGAGUGCUGUGCAACUAAUACCUAUGACUGGAAAGAGCCUGGAAUUAGUCGAAAUUUAACAUAUAUGGCCGUAACAGGUAUCUUUUUCUUCAUACUACUUCUGAUCAUCGAAUACCGUGUGUUUGCCGGGUUAAUUUAUUGGAUUCGGAGCUUGUUUGCAAGAAAAUUGCCGCCAAUAGCAGAAGACGAUCAAAUAGAUGACGACGUUAAUAAAGAAAAGCAAAUAGUCAACGGAAUGAAUGUAAAUGAUAUUGAAGCCAAUAGUUUGGUCUUGAAAAGUUUAUCAAAGUUUUAUGGAAAGUUUUUGGCGGUGAAUCAAAUAUCCAUUGCGAUUAAAAGAGCCGAAUGCUUUGGUUUGCUUGGCGUGAACGGUGCGGGCAAGACUUCUACGUUCAAAAUGCUAACGGGUGAUACAAAAAUAUCAAGCGGUGAAGCAUAUGCGCGUGGCAUCAGUUUGAAAAGUAACAUGCCAGAGGUGCACAAAAUCAUUGGAUACUGUCCGCAAUUCGAUGCACUUAUUGAAGAUCUGACUGGAGCUGAAACAUUGGAACUUUUUGCUCUACUACGUGGCAUUCAUCCAAGUCAAAUUCCAGCUUUGACUCAACAAUUGGCCACCGAACUGAAUUUCAUGAAACAUAUCAAUAAACGGGUGGAAGAGUAUUCCGGUGGCAACAAGCGGAAACUCUCAACUGCCGUUGCUUUGAUUGGAAAUCCGGUUUUGGUUUAUUUGGAUGAACCAACAACCGGUAUGGAUCCCGGUGCCAAGCGAAACCUUUGGAAUAUGGUGUCAAAAGUUCGAAGUACGGGCAAAUCGAUCAUCCUUACAUCACACAGCAUGGAAGAAUGCGAAGCUCUUUGCACCCGCUUGGCCAUCAUGGUAAACGGCGAAUUCAAGUGCCUUGGGUCAACACAACAUCUAAAGAGUAAAUUCUCCAAAGGAUUCUUACUUACCAUCAAAGUGCAGAAAAACACUGAAAUCGAUAAAAGUUUUGAAGAUGUUCUUGGAGAACUGAUCAAAUAUCGAAGUGUCGCCGGAAGCAUUGACUCUCGUGCGGCUGACAUUCAGAUGUCAGACCAGCUACACCUGAAAGUGAUUCGAAUCAAGGAAUUUGUACAACGAAAUUUCAUCGGCGCCGAUCUAAAAGAGGAAUACCUAGGUCUCCUCACAUAUUAUGUGCCGCCAAAUAAUAAAUUGAGAUGGUCGUCAAUGUUUGGCCUAAUGGAAACAGCAAAACAAACGCUGCACAUCGAAGAUUAUUCGAUCAGUCAAACGUCGCUGGAACAAGUAUUUCUGUCAUUCACCAAAUUCCAACGCGAUGAAACCCAGAAUAAUCGUAGUGCAAACAAUAGAUAGUUCAAUCAAUUUAUUUCAAUUCAAGUGGUUGGUUCAGUAUUCAUUCUAAUUUUAUUUGUGUAAAUAAAUGAAAAAUGGUUCAAUCGAAUUGAAAGCUAUCAAAUAAUUCCACUUAAGAGCAAGUAUUUUGUGCAACGUUUUGUUCAUUAUUUAAUUAAUUUCAAAGUAAUUAUUGUAUUUUUUUUUAAAAUUAAGUCAUGAUUUAUAUUUCGCAUCAACGAGCUGUGUGAAUUUGCAGGUAACACUAGAAAUGUUUUAAAAUUGUGGCCUUUUAUGCAUGUAUUUAUGAAAGAUAAAAACUCCAUCAAAUGGAUUAUGUGAUAUAAAAAGAAGUGUUGUUGAGUAAAUCAGAAAAUUCGAAGUCAGAGAAAA
Messenger RNA from Sitodiplosis mosellana (orange wheat blossom midge), 7015 nucleotides. RefSeq names its product phospholipid-transporting ATPase ABCA3-like. Gene Ontology annotation, cellular component: membrane; intracellular membrane-bounded organelle. Gene Ontology annotation, biological process: transmembrane transport; lipid transport. Gene Ontology annotation, molecular function: lipid carrier activity; ATP hydrolysis activity; ATP binding. The transcript is spliced from 13 exons. Bases 1373 to 6643 code for a protein of 1756 amino acids. NCBI's taxonomy places the organism in Eukaryota, Metazoa, Arthropoda, Insecta, Diptera, Cecidomyiidae. The record is from RefSeq and is a predicted model, not a curated record.